Molecule: messenger RNA, 2155 nt
Organism: Phyllopteryx taeniolatus (common seadragon)
Lineage: Eukaryota; Metazoa; Chordata; Actinopteri; Syngnathiformes; Syngnathidae
Gene: celf3a
Product: cugbp, Elav-like family member 3a
Exons: 14
Coding region: 208-1569 (453 amino acids)
Biological process (GO): regulation of alternative mRNA splicing, via spliceosome; mRNA splice site recognition
Cellular component (GO): nucleus; cytoplasm; ribonucleoprotein complex
Molecular function (GO): mRNA binding
Source: RefSeq, a predicted model, not a curated record
GGGUGGGGGGGGACUCGCUGUUUCCCGAAUGAAGGGUUGUCUUUAGCGUGGUUUAAAUUGGUUGCCCAAAAAAAAAAAAAAAAAAUCAAGAGGCACGAGUAGUCAAAUGAAUUGAAUCGUUCGGAUUGAACAAGUCCGAGGCGCAAGAUAGGAAGACGUCCACUGUUUUCGUCCAUUCUUUGCCAAGAGCAGCACCACAGACUCUCAAUGAAGGAGCCUGAUGCAAUCAAGCUCUUCAUUGGGCAAAUACCCCGAAACCUGGAGGAAAAGGACCUGAAGCCCAUCUUUGAGCAAUUCGGCAAGAUUUAUGAGCUGACGGUGAUAAAGGACAAAUACACGGGCAUGCACAAAGGAUGUGCCUUCCUGACGUACUGCGCACGUGAGUCGGCCCUCAAAGCCCAGAAUGCACUGCACGAGCAGAAGACACUGCCAGGGAUGAACCGUCCUAUCCAGGUGAAGCCAGCAGACAGCGAAAGCAGAGGGGAAGACAGGAAGCUGUUUGUGGGCAUGCUGGGAAAGCAGCAGACGGACCCUGACGUGAGAAAGAUGUUUGAACCCUUUGGCAGCAUCGAGGAGUGCACGGUGCUCCGUGGGCCCGAUGGCACCAGCAAAGGGUGUGCAUUUGUAAAGUUCCAGAACAACGUAGAGGCCCAGGCUGCUAUCAACGCUCUGCACGGGAGUCGUACUCUACCAGGAGCGUCAUCCAGUCUGGUCGUUAAGUUUGCCGAUUCGGAGAAGGAGCGGGGGCUUCGGCGAAUGCAGCAGGUGGCAUCUCAGCUGGGAGUCAUCAGUCCCAUGACCCUGCACCUCGGGGCCUACAACGCCUACACGCAAGCUUUAAUGCAGCAGCAGGCCCUGGUUGCCCAGUCAGCCUACCUCUCUCCUGUUGCCACGGUGGCGGCUGUUCAGAUGCAACAGCUGGCUGCCCUCAACCACAGCAGCAUCAUCGCCACACCGCUCGCAUCCAUCACCCCCUCCUCAGGUACCAGCACUCCACCCUCCAUUGCUGCCACACCCGUUCCUGCUCUGCCUCCGCCAAUGGCGGUGAGCAGCUACCCCUCCGUGGCGGCACCCCCAAACGGCCAAUCAGCAACUGAGGCCCUGUACACCAACGGGGUCCAUGCCUAUCAAGCUCAGAGUCCUGUGCUGGACCCCCUGCAGCAAGCUUACACAGGCAUGCAGCACUACACAGCCACCUAUCCCGCUGCCUACAGCCUGGUGGGGCAGCCGUUCACCCACCAGCCCACUCUGCUAGCUCAGCAACCGCAGCAGCCGCAGCAGCUCCAACAACGCGAAGGUCCUGAAGGCUGCAACAUCUUCAUCUACCACCUGCCACAGGAGUUCACCGACUCUGAGAUCCUGCAGAUGUUUUUGCCCUUUGGAAAUGUCAUCUCGGCCAAGGUCUUUGUUGACCGCGCCACCAACCAAAGCAAAUGCUUCGGUUUUGUGAGUUUUGACAACCCAUCCAGUGCUCAGACUGCCAUCCAGGCCAUGAAUGGCUUCCAAAUAGGCAUGAAGAGACUGAAAGUGCAGCUGAAGAGGCCCAAGGAUGCCAACAGACCUUACUGAAGGAGGACAAUUUAGGAGUUCAAUCAAGAAAACCACCUCGGGAUGUCCCAGCCUUGUUUGGUUGUUUUACCAGCCAUAAUAGCACAUAGGAGCAACACCUCACACACACACAAAAAAAAAAAAACAGUAUCACAUGUUUGAAAUACAUUUAUUUAAAAAACAGCAACUGCAGUAAUAUCAACAAACAAAUCAGCAGAAUAUAUGGCAACAAUAUCAGAAGUGCUCCAAGAGUUCCUAUCAUUCCAUAGCUGGAUUCAUUUAUAUGAUGUACUGUACAUACUCUGUUGGCAACAAGUUCUUAUCUACAUGUUAAAAAAUAAAAAAUAAACACAAAAAAACAAAAGCAUAUCACUGAUGUGAUUCUACUGAACAGGGUCCUGCUGUAUAGUGUGAUUUGUGAUCUAGAAGGUCGGUCAGUCAGAUCGGAGGGAAAAGAAAAUAUAUUCUGUAUGAUUACCACUGGUAAUUUUGUUAUGUAGAAGUAGUUUGAUUAUUUAUACUUAAAUUAAGCUCAUGGUUCCUAACCAGGAAGAGAAUUGAAUGGAUUUCCUCACGCUGUACAUACCUUAUUUGGGGGGGGGGGGGG